Messenger RNA from Amorphotheca resinae ATCC 22711, 1368 nucleotides. RefSeq names its product glycoside hydrolase family 72 protein. The record is from RefSeq and is a predicted model, not a curated record. Gene Ontology annotation, cellular component: cytoplasm; fungal-type cell wall. Gene Ontology annotation, biological process: fungal-type cell wall (1->3)-beta-D-glucan biosynthetic process. NCBI's taxonomy places the organism in Eukaryota, Fungi, Ascomycota, Leotiomycetes, Helotiales, Amorphothecaceae. Gene Ontology annotation, molecular function: 1,3-beta-glucanosyltransferase activity. The transcript is spliced from 4 exons. The coding region runs from base 1 to 1368 and encodes 455 amino acids.
AUGAAGCAGAAUUUGGUUCGCGGCUUUUUAGCUGCCACCUUCGCAGCAUGCACAUCUGCUGUUGGAACUCCCGUCAUAGCCCCUCGAGCUUCUUCAACUGUAGUCCCAGUUACUGUCUCCGGCAAUGCCUUCUACCAGGGUACUGAACGCUUCUACAUCCGUGGCGUCGACUAUGCUCCAGGUGGUGGUAUUGGUACGCCGACGGACCCAAUUGCAGACAGUGCGGGCUGUGAACGAGAUAUUCCGAAUUUCACCAAGUUGGGUAUCAACACCAUUCGUGUCUAUACAAUCGAUAAUACGGCCAACCAUGACGCUUGUAUGAAUGCAUUGGCUGCUGCAGGCAUCUACCUCGUUCUUGACACCGAUACACCUCUAUACUCCCUUAACAGAGCAGAUCCCGCGCCCUCGUACAACAGUAUCUACCUCCAGAGUGUCUUCGCGACUAUCGAUGCGUUUGCAAACUACCCCAACACUCUCGCCUUCUUGUCCGGAAACGAAGUCAUCAACAAUGCCAGUAACACCAAUGUUGCUCCUUACGUGAAGGCAACGACAAGGGAUAUGAAGCAAUACAUUGGAAGCCGAGGCUAUCGCAAGAUUCCCGUUGGUUAUUCCGCUGCAGAUGUUGAGGCCAACCAACAAUUGAUGGCCGAAUACAUGAACUGUGGAACCGAUGACCAACGCAGCGAUUUCUAUUCUAUCAACGAUUAUUCCUGGUGCGACCCGUCUAAUUUCCAGACUUCUGGUUGGGAUACUCUUGUUGCCAACUACAGCAGCUAUGGGAUCCCUCUCUUCAUGUCUGAAUACGGUUGCAUAACCAACAACCGCACCUUCGAAGAAGUCGCUGCCCUUUACAGCCCCGAAAUGACCAGCGUCUUUUCUGGCGGUCUCGUCUACGAGUACUCUGAAGAAGGCAACAACUACGGUCUCGUCACCAUCAACGGCAACACCGCCACCCCCAACGACCAGUUCACCUACCUCGAAACCGCCUACAAAAACACUCCCAACCCCACCGGUCUUGGCGGCGCCAAGACCUCCUCCCCAGCCUCUAACUGCCCCCCUGAAUCCGCCCAAUGGCAAGUCGCCAACGAUGACCUCCCCGCCAUUCCCGCCCCGGCCGCGGCCUACAUGAAGAGCGGUGCCGGCAAGGGACCUGGUCUCUCCGGCCCCGGUAGUCAAGCCGCCGGCACGACCGAGAACGAGAGCACGGGGACCGCGUCCGCGGGCUCGGGGACCGUGACGGAGACAGCGAGCGCAUCAUCAGGUACAUCGACCAGCACGGCGAAGAGCGCGGCGGCGCGGGUGGGUGGUGGUUUCUCGGUCGUGGUGGCGCUGCUAUCAAGCUUGGUGAUGGGCAUGCUGCUGCUGUAA